AGACUCCGGCUGGCUGGCUGCAGCUCUGCGUUUCCGUGUUGGUUGUGGGAAAAGAGGGGGUUACAGAGAGGGGGUGAGAUUGACUAAAUCGGCUUGGAUUACGCUGUCAAUAGCAUCUUUUCUAUGGAUGAGGAGUAGUAUCGGAUGAAGAACGCACCCGUUGUCAAAGAGGGAAACUUGUUUUUGGGUAUAUUUUGACAUGGAGUGUGCCGUGACAACACCCCCUGACAUGUGAGAUUUACAGAGCAAUAUAGCUUGGUAGAAGACUGCGAUUGUGUGGCUGUUGCCAUCUCGCUUAUCCAUUUAUGGUUGCUCAUUUGGUCCAGUACUUGUCGCGAUCCUCGUCUGUAUUGGGGGAAAAAUGAAGAAGUUUAAUAUCAGAAAGGUGCUAGAUGGUUUGACGAACGUGUCAUCCUCCUCCUCCGCAUCACCUCAACCGGGAAACAGGGAAAAUGACACAAUUCAGGAGAACCUGCAGUCGGAGCAUUUCCAGCUCUGCAAGACUGUGCGCCAUGGCUUCCCCUAUCAACCCUCAGCAAUGGCUUUUGACGCUGUACAGAAAAUCCUCGCCAUAGGGACUCAGAGUGGAGCUUUGAGGUUGUUUGGGCGAGCAGGUGUGGAGUGUUACUGCCAACAUGAGAGCGGCUCUGCCGUCAUCGCGCUACAGUUCCUCAUCAACGAGGGGGCGCUGGUGAGCGCGCUGGCCGACGACAGUAUCCACUUAUGGAACCUGAGGCAGAAGCUGCCGGCGGUGCUACACUCGCUCAAGUUCAACAGGGAAAGGAUCACGUUUCUCCACCUGCCCUUCCAGAGCAAGUGGCUCUACGUGGGCACGGAACGGGGGAACAUCCACAUGGUGAACGUGGAGUCCUUCACUCUCUCAGGCUACGUCAUCAUGUGGAAUAAAGCCAUUGAACUGUCCUCUAAGACACACCCCGGCCCAGUGGUACACAUCAGCGACAACCCUAUGGACGAGGGCAAGCUGCUGAUUGGCUUUGAGUGUGGCAUUGUUGUGUUGUGGGAUCUGAGGACCAAGAAAGCAGACUACCGCUACACCUACGACGAGGCCAUUCACUCGGUCGCCUGGCACCACGAGGGCAAGCAGUUCAUCUGCAGCCACUCAGACGGCACCCUGACCAUCUGGAACAUCCGCGUGCCUGCCAAACCUGCCCAGAUCAUCACGCCUCACGGUAAGCAUCCUAAGGAUGGCAAGAAGCCGGAGCCAUGUAAGCCGAUUCUGAAGGUGGAGUACAAGACCACUAGAGCAGGGGACCCCUUCAUGGUGCUGUCAGGGGGCCUGUCCUAUGACACGGUGGGCAGACGGGCCUGUCUGACAGUGAUGCAUGGGAAGAGCACGGCCGUGCUGGAGAUGGACUACCCCAUCGUGGACUUCCUCACGCUGUGUGAAACGCCCUAUCCCAAUGAUUUCCAGGAGCCCUAUGCUGUGGUCAUCCUGCUGGAGAAAGACUUGGUAGUGAUCGACCUGGCGCAAAUCGGAUACCCCAUCUUUGAGAACCCGUACCCCCUGACCCUGCACGAGUCUCCGGUGACGUGCUGCGAGUACUUUGCUGACUGCCCCGCGGAGCUGAUCCCGGCCCUCUACUCCGUAGGCUCCCGGCAGAAGAGACAGGGCUACAGUAAAAAGGAAUGGCCCAUAAGUGGUGGCAACUGGGGCCAGGGGACGCAGAGCUACCCAGAAAUCAUCAUCACAGGACACGCUGAUGGGUCCAUCAAGUUCUGGGACGCCUCAGCAAUUAUGCUGCAGGUGCUGUACAAGCUGAAGACGGCCAAAGUGUUUGAGAAGGCUCGCAACAAGGAGGACAAGCCGAGCACGGACAUCGUGGACGAGGACCCGUUCGCCAUCCAGAUCCUGACCUGGUGCCCAGAGAGUCGCAUGCUGUGUGUGGCGGGAGUCUCUGCCCACGUCAUUAUAUAUCGCUUCAGCAAGCAGGAGGUCACCACUGAAGUAGUGCAGCUCCUGGAGGUGCGUAUGCCGUACGAGCUGAAUGACGUGGACUCUCCGGAGGCGGCGGGAGAACAGACCCCGGCCGUGUCCACGCCAGGGGCCACCUCCAGCCCCCAGUCGGCCCUGCCCCCCGCGCAGACACACCCGUCCACCAGCAGCAACUCGUCCGACGGACCCCGAGAUAACGUGCCCUGCCUCAAGGUGCGCUGUUCCCCUCUCAAGCAGUCUCCAGGCUACCAGGUGGACCUGGUGGUGCAGCUGCUAUGGGUCAGCGGGGAGCCCCCCCAACAGAUCACCAGCCUCGCCCUCAAUUCUGCAUAUGGCCUGGUCGUUUUCGGUAACUUUAACGGGCUGGCCGUGGUGGACUACUUCCAGAAGACCCUCCUGAUGAACGUGGGUGUCCAGGAGCUGUACGGCUUGGCCGACCCCUUCCAGAGGCAGCCGCGCUCUCCGCGCAAGGCCCGACAGCCGUCAGGAGGUGUCUGUGAUGUUAAUGACGGCUCCAAUGCCUCCGAGGACCGCUGCAAAUCCCCCACCUCAGGCUCCUGCUCUCCAUGCAAUUCUGACGAGGAGACCAAACACCAGAAGUUCAUAGAUAAGAGUACGGUAUUGUGUUUAACUCUCUCAACACUUUUUUUCCCCAUGAGAAUGAACGGUGUGACUCACUCCCUCACAUUUUGUGUUGUGGUGUUUUGUUUUGUUGGAACUAUUUCUCCAGUGAAGCAGAAAAGCAGGCGCUUUUCCAAGACGGUAGCCAAUGACUUAGCGAAGAUGUCACGGAAACUAGUCACGGUGCCUGAUCAGAAACAUGAAACUGUAGCUGAGCACAUUCAUAGACGGCGCUCUCUUCAGCCCAAGAAGCGUGUGUGUGGUGUAAGAUCGGCCGCCCAGGUCAGCAGGAACCGGGCCGGGAGCUCCAUCGUGCGGACCCCGUCGGCCCCCGACCUCCAUGCGAAGGACAGCUCAUUCAGCCGCUCGCGCAGCUCCAGCGUAACAAGCCUGGAGCGGGAAUCCCGCGAGAUCAUCUCCUCCUUUCACUUCAGCGAGACCCUGAGCCGCAAGGGCGAGGCGAUGCCGGGGCCCAGCCUGUGGGUGGGCACCUCGCAGGGCAGCAUGCUGGUGCUGCCCCUCACCGUGCCCGCCAGCAGCGAGCUACGCAUGCAGCAGGCACCCGCCGUCUCCUUUGGAGGUGUGGUGACGCGCCUGAAGGGCGGCAUCCUCUCCAUGGCCACGCUGGACUCGGCCGGCGCCCCCCUGCACCCGCCGUACGAGUUGUGGUACGACCCCAACCUGCCGGACGAGCGCGAGGAAAAGGACCGCUGGAAGCGGCGCCGGCCCGCCUCACCUCCCUCCGGCAGCCAGGAGGGGGCGCCGGACACCCACUACGUGGUGCUCUGCUCGGAGAAGCAGGCCGAGGUGAUCGUGCUGCCCGCGCAGACCAGCGCCUUCAAACACAACAUCACCGAGGCCUCGUUUGUGCUGCGCGCCGACGUGGUGCAGAUGAACACCGGCUGCUGUAUCGCCUGUUUCUGUGCCAACGGGCACAUCAUGGCGCUCAGUCUGCCGAGUUUGCGGCCUCUGUUGGAUGUGAACUACUUGCCCCUGACAGACAUGCGCAUCGCCAGGACCUUCUGCUUCUCCAACCUGGGCCAGGCCCUGUACCUCACCUCCCCCACAGAGAUACAGCGCCUCACCUAUAGCCAAGAGACCUGCGACAACCUGCAGGAGAUGCUGUGUGAGCUCUUCACUCCUGUGGAGACUCCAGAGGCGCCCAACAGAGGCUUCUUCAAGGGUCUGUUCGGAGGAGGAGCGCAGUCUCUGGACAGAGAGGACCUGUUUGGGGAGACAGCGGCGGGUAAGGCGUCCCGAAGCCUGGCGCAGCACAUCCCGGGGCCCGGGGGCAUGGAGGGCAUGAAGGGGGCCGCGUCGGGUAUUGUGGGCGAUCUGGCGCGUACCCGCAUGGCGCUAGACGAGAGAGGGCAGAAACUGGGCGAGCUGGACGAGCGGACGGCCGCCAUGAUGGCCAGCGCCGACUCCUUCUCCAAACACGCCCACGACAUGAUGUUGAAGUACAAAGAUAAGAAGUGGUACCAGCUCUGAUGCCAGCGCCAGAGGGCCGAUGUGGCUGAAGAUCCCCUCUCUCUUCCUCUUCUUCCUCUUCCUCCACUUCUUUUCUCUCUCUCUCUCUCUUGCUCUCCUUUUCCUCCAAUCCUCUUCUCAUCCCUCCCUCCCUCCCUCCCGGAGGGCUGACUGAUUGACAGACUGCCACUUCUUUAUCCGAGCACAAAACUCGCCCCGUUCGACCUCGGUCAUCUGAGGAGAGACAAGCGCACCAGAGGGACGGCGACCUUUCCCCCUGCCUCUCCACAACAGACCCCUGACCACCACCACCACCCCCUGCCCCCAGCCAGCCCGCGGAGCGCUGAGGAGAGAAGGAGAGAGGGAGGACGAGUGCAGAGGAGAACAUGAGAAAGAGGAGUUGUCAAGACAAGGAGAGGAGGAACAGCCUUUGUGUGUCUUGUUCACAUUAGCCACGCUGCCAUACUACUACUGCUACUUACUGCUACUGCUGUUAAGGAGAGAGAAAAAAACUACUGAAGGACAUAUGAAGGACAUCUCAUGCCUCCUUCCUCUGAAAAGAACAGGAAGUAGAUGAGGCCAAGUAAUGCUGGGUGUUGUAGUUCCAGACACUGGGAAGGGAAUGGGAAGGACACGACAGGCAGACAUGACAGACUCUCCCUCUCUUUCCCACAUCCAGUGACUUCAAUCGCUUAUCUGCUGUGUAUUUUAUAUGUUUGCCCGCCCGCCCACCCCAUGCCCUCUCCUAUGCCCCCUCCCAUGC
Alosa alosa (allis shad) is the source of this 4808-nucleotide messenger RNA. It is a transcript of the gene stxbp5b, whose product is annotated as syntaxin binding protein 5b (tomosyn). Bases 362 to 4066 code for a protein of 1234 amino acids. The record is from RefSeq and is a predicted model, not a curated record. Lineage: Eukaryota; Metazoa; Chordata; Actinopteri; Clupeiformes; Clupeidae. Gene Ontology annotation, molecular function: GTPase activator activity; myosin II binding; syntaxin binding. Gene Ontology annotation, biological process: regulation of protein secretion; regulation of exocytosis. The transcript is spliced from 28 exons. Gene Ontology annotation, cellular component: SNARE complex; plasma membrane; cytoplasm.